AUGGCAGAAGACACGGUCAUACAUAAUCAUGGUCACCCGGGUGACCACCGAGAGCGACCACGAAAGCGACAGCGAGUGUCUUCAAUCCCAAAAUCACCACAAACUAGUGAAAUUCCACAGCAGUGGGAUUUACAAGCUGCCCGCGCCCAGAAUGACUUGCGUCUCAAGUCAAUCUUUGAGGGAAUCUUUGAGAAAUACGGCAAUGACUUUUCGGACGUGGGCGACGAGAUUGAUCUGGAAACUGGCGAGAUUGUCGUUAACAGAGGCCACUUGAAGAGCAUGCUCGAGGAGACCGACGUUGGAAAGAGGCUAGACCCCUGGGCAGAAGACCCAUUCGGUUCCGACGACGAUGAUAGUGUUCGUGACGAAGAGCCUUCUUCAUUGGGACAUCAUAAAGAUGAGGUCCCUGAAGCCGAAUCGCUCGAUGUUUGCCCGGUCGGGGACACGACCAGUUCACUACGCAACUCGGUGAAGCCACUCUCGAACCGGGGCCAUGAACGAAUAGCCUCCAGCCCCCCAAGACCGGGAGACAAAGCUUCAACAGACUGGCAGUCACCGGGGCCACUGGCUGACCUGGUUGAUCCUCUUUGGCAGGCCCCUGAGCUGCCACCGCUGUUCGCAACUCCUAGUGCGAACAGGCAGCCCGUUGCUGCAUCGCCUCAGCUUCCGACGAUUCUCCGUGAGCCCUCUCCACCGGGCUCCGGGUCGCUUUGGACCGUUCCGCGAAGACGCCUCCCACGAUCUGAACAGAAGCCUCGAAGCACGGCAGCUUCCUCACCAAGCAAAAGCCGGCCCUAUGCGAAACGCAAGUAUCAGUCUAGCCCGGCGACGCGGGACUGGUCCUUUGCGGAAGUCAGCGCAGGCGAUGAAUCGGACGAUCCACUACAGGAACAAUGGCCAUCGUCGCCAUUGCCUAAUCCAUCUCAGACCACAACAGCCGGCAGACAAGAGACUCGGAGCUCUGCCUCUACCACCCGAAUUAGGAAGGCAGCCCUUACAGGCCCCGAUGGAAGUCGACCGGUCGAUUCCCGCCGCCAAUCGUCAUCACGAGCCAAUCAGUCCGUGCAAAAGACAUCGGCCACGGAUCGUGACUAUCACGAUCGCGACCAGCACCACUCGGAAUCAAUGCCACCAUCACGCAACACUCCAGCUGUGGAUAUUGGUUUCUCAAAACACAAUUUAAUCUCAUCUGCAUCUCCUAGUCCUGCGGGUGCUGCACAGGGGUGGCCAAGCUCAUCGCCAAUCAAAGCCAGCGUCAAAUUUACGCCCGAUGAGGCCAAACUGAUCGUUCGCAUGCGCUAUGUGCAAGAACAGACUUGGCAAGACAUAGCAGCAGCGUUACCGGGCCAUACAUUAUCAGAAAUUUAUCAGUGGAAUCAGAUUCAUUGGAGCGAUCGUCGCCCAUUUUCUGAUGAGUCUCCAUGGUCCUGGUCUUUGGCUGAAGCGGAUACUUUGAACACACUAGCACGAGAAAGUGGGCUUUCAUGGGGAGCUAUCAUGAUUGAGCUGCCCAAUCGCUCUCAGUCCGAUAUUGAAUCUGAGUUGUUCCGGCGUUGGGUUGGUGAUGAAAUUUGGCUCUCCAAACAAGAAAGUGGCGAAAGCACGGUCCCAUUCCAACUCUCUUCCUCAGUAUCUGUGCGCUAUGAAACAGAGAGCAAGACGGUGAGGAUUGAAAUAGGUGAUAGUGAUGACGAGGAGUCACAAAGUCCAUCGAUUGUGAGCGAGAGAGGCUUGUCCGACCGUGACAUUCCCACGACACCUAGAGUAAAAGCAUCGUCUCGGCCUUCUUCGCCCUCUCUGGUGGAAAGUCACCGGCGCCAGUUUGAAGAUUUUUUGGAUAAGGAUGACGACGUCGUGAAUGACAUUGAUGACGUGAUGCUACUCAGCGGUGCAUCUUCUCCGUCCAAGUUAUCCUCCAUAUUUUUGGACAGUCCUGCGCCAACUCGAAGUCUUUCACGAUCCCCUCGGAAAUCACCAACCAAGUUCCGCGGUUUUUUAUGA
This is a messenger RNA of Penicillium diatomitis, 2001 nucleotides long. Its product is annotated as Myb-like DNA-binding domain protein. Gene Ontology annotation, cellular component: nucleus. Lineage: Eukaryota; Fungi; Ascomycota; Eurotiomycetes; Eurotiales; Aspergillaceae. The coding region runs from base 1 to 2001 and encodes 666 amino acids. Gene Ontology annotation, molecular function: histone binding; protein heterodimerization activity. The transcript has a single exon. The record is from RefSeq and is a predicted model, not a curated record.